AUGGAAACGUGGUACAUUGUCUCUGUUCUGUGUUUUUUCCUUUGGCUGAUUCUCAAAUCCAUAUGCAAAGUUCUCUUUCCUCCACUCCCUCCGGGACCUUCCAAAUGCAACUUUGCAUUGCUACGAGGAUACUUCACUGACCCCAAAACCAUUCUUCAAAAACUCGUUGCAAAAUAUGGUCCAAUCUUCUCUGUUCAUGUUGGUUAUUCUCACACUGAUAUUUUCAUCGCAAGUCGUUUCCUUGCACACCAAGCUUUGAUCCAACAUGGCACCAUCUUCGCUGAUCGCCCCAAGGCUAACCCCACCAACAAGGUUAUAAGUAGCAACCAACAUGACAUUCUUUUCAGCUUCUAUGGCCCCAGAUGGCGCCUCCUUAGGCGUAACCUCACUUCAAGAAUCCUUCACCCCUUGCAGGUUAAGUCUUAUGCACACGCACGGAAAUGGGUCCUAGCGAUGAUCCUACAAGGCCUCAUAUCUGAUUCUGAGGGUAACAGUCCCGUAAGGGUCAUUGACCACUUUCAAUAUGGCAUGUUUUCUUUGAUGGUUUUGAUGUGCUUUGGUGACAAACUCGAUGAGAAGCAAAUAAGGGAAAUCGAGGACAGUCAACGUGACAUGCUUGUGAGUUAUGCUAGAUACAGUAUCUUGAACUUUUGGCCAACAGUUACUAGGAUUUUGUUCUGGAAGAGGUGGAAGGAGUUCUUGCAGAAGCGGAGAGACCAAGAUGCUGUGUUGAUUCCUCACAUCAAUGCUCGAAGGAAGGCCAAGGAAGAGAGAGUGAGGAAUGGCUCAAGUCAGUCGAGUGAUUCUGCAUUGUCAUAUGUGGACAGUUUGUUGGAUUUGCAAAUGUUGGAGGAUGAGGAGGGGGUACAUCUUGAUGAUGGUAAAAUUUGCACCUUAUGUUCGGAGUUUCUGAAUGCUGGAUCAGAUACAACUUCAACUGCAUUGGAGUGGAUCAUGGCAAAUCUGGUGAAAUGCCCCAAAAUCCAAGAAAGUGUAGUGGGGGAAAUUAGAAGGGUGAUGGUUGGUAGAGAGGAUAGGGAAGUGAAGGAGGAGGAUUUGCACAAAUUGCCUUAUCUCAAGGCUGUGAUUUUGGAGGGGUUGAGGCGUCACCCUCCGUUACACUUUGUGGCUCCUCACAGGGUAACUAAAGAUGUUGUUUUAAAUGGUUAUUUGGUGCCUACCUAUGCCUCAGUGAAUUUCUUGGUGGCAGAGAUAGGAAGGGACCCUACAGCUUGGGAUGAGCCCAUGGCCUUUAAGCCAGAGAGGUUCAUGAACAUUGGGGACCAGAAUGGAGGCACAACUUUUGACAUAAUGGGAAGUAAAGAGAUAAAGAUGAUGCCGUUUGGGGCAGGAAGGAGAAUGUGUCCUGGCUAUGCUUUGGCAAUGUUGCACUUGGAGUACUUUGUGGCCAAUUUUCUUUGGAAUUUUGAGUGGAAGGUUGUGGAUGGAGAGCAUGUUGAUCUUUCAGAGGAGCUGCAAUUCACAACAGUAAUGAAGAAUCCUUUGAAGGUUCAUAUAUUACCCAGGCAAUAGUUAUGUUAAAUCAUUGGUGACAUUUUGCUCUAAACAAAAUUCCACUUCUGUAUGACUAUAUUUCCAAACAUUUCAUGCAUUGAUGUGAUUUUCUUUGUUUGUUGCUAUUAACAUCCAUGUAACCAGAAGUUACUGUCCCCUUUCCUAUUACUUUAUUAGAAAAAUGAUAA
Molecule: messenger RNA, 1703 nt
Organism: Vigna angularis (adzuki bean)
Lineage: Eukaryota; Viridiplantae; Streptophyta; Magnoliopsida; Fabales; Fabaceae
Product: cytochrome P450 89A2
Exons: 1
Coding region: 1-1533 (510 amino acids)
Cellular component (GO): membrane
Molecular function (GO): heme binding; oxidoreductase activity, acting on paired donors, with incorporation or reduction of molecular oxygen, NAD(P)H as one donor, and incorporation of one atom of oxygen; iron ion binding
Source: RefSeq, a predicted model, not a curated record